CCCCCUACCCCCCCUCAAAUCUUAUAUUUUUGGGAACUUUUCGUGGGUAAAGAAAGCGUCGAGUCAUGUUGGGUUUAAACAGGAUUCUGAGUCUCCGGGCCGCCCGGAUUCGGAGCUGUGGCUCUCCGGGAGCCAAACUCUCACCCCGGUCCUCCUCAUGCCACAACCCCGCUGCCAGUUCGAGGAUUUACUGCGCGUGUCUGUUGCUCCUGCUGCUGGUGACGCCUCGGGUGGACUCUUCAUGGUGGUACAUUGGUGCGCUGGGGGCCCGUGUGAUCUGCAACAACAUCCCCGGCUUGGUGAAUAAGCAGCGGCAACUCUGUCAGCGCCACCCGGACAUUAUGCAGGCCAUCGGCGAGGGCACCAAAGAGUGGAUCAGAGAGUGCCAGCACCAAUUCAGACACCACCGCUGGAACUGCAGCACACUGGACCGCGACCACACCGUGUUCGGACGUGUCUUGCUACGGAGCAGUCGUGAAGCAGCAUUCGUCUACGCCAUCUCCUCAGCCGGAGUGGUGUAUGCGCUUACUCGCGCCUGCAGCCAGGGGGAGCUGAAAACGUGUAACUGCGACCCGCACAAGCGAGGACGGGCUAGCGACGAGAGAGGAGAGUUUGACUGGGGUGGCUGUAGCGAUAACAUCAACUAUGGGAUAAAGUUUGCCAAAGCCUUCAUCGAUGCCAAAGAGAGGACAGUCCGAGACGCACGGGCACUCAUGAACCUACAUAACAACCGCUGUGGCAGAACAGCAGUGAAGCGGUUCAUGAAGCUGGAGUGUAAAUGCCACGGUGUUAGUGGCUCUUGCACACUGCGGACAUGUUGGAUGGCCAUGGCAGACUUCAGGAAGACCGGUGACUACCUGAGGAGGAAAUACAACGGGGCCAUCGAGGUGACGAUGAAUCAGGAUGGGACAGGCUUCGCCGUAGCUAACAAAGCCUUCAGGAAGGCCACCAAGAACGACCUGGUGUACUUUGAGAGCUCUCCGGAUUACUGUCUACAAGACAAAACAGCAGGCUCCCUGGGCACGGCUGGGCGGGUCUGCAAUAAGACAUCACGCGGCACGGAUGGCUGUGAGGUCAUGUGCUGUGGGCGGGGCUAUGACACCACGAGAGUCAAGCAAAUCACUAAGUGCGAGUGCAAGUUCAAAUGGUGCUGCGCUGUGGAGUGUAAGGACUGUGAGGAAGCUGUGGACAUACAUACGUGCAAAGCUCCCAAGCGAGCUGAAUGGUUGGAUCAGACCUGAGGACGCGCCCCCUCUGCCCCCUCCAAUGCAAACCCACCCCUUUCCCCUUUUCGGGACAUCCUGUGGAACAUGGCCUUCUGGGAAAGUUUGUUCGAAAGUGCUCUGCAUCUCUGCCCUCCCUUGCCCCAACCUCGGUUCAUCAUUGCAUGGCUUUUCUACCUGUUUCUGUGAAAGCACUAUAGUUCAGGCCCCAUCAAUAUGAAUUAAAACCCAUUAGCCCCUUUUUAUGAAUGGCCCUGUGACUGAACUGCUGGGAUCAUAUGAACGGUGAAACCAGUGAACCGGUUGGGGUUACGGUGGAUUGGACUUGUAUGGAAGAUUCAGUCCAGACGGUCUUUUUUCUAGCGUGUGGCACUGGGUUAAAAUGGUUAGUUGCUUUCCUGAUGCUUUAAGACCCAUUUUUACAUUAACUGAGCCUCAAAACGUAUCCAGUAUUAUUACAACAUCAUAUACUCACAUUAUGUUCUUUUUUUGGGGAGGAAAAUAGACUGUUAUCCACCAAAUACUUGGUUGGACUUUGGGAAGUAGCUUGACAAGUGCACUUUGAGAAGUGGACAUCGAAGCAUAAAUGUGGCCCUGUGUGGCCCAACAGAAGUCCAGGCAGAGGACUAGCAGAGGACAAGAAGAUGGACACUAGAUGAAUAAAUGGACAGAUGCAUCAUUGGGACUUUGAAUGCAACUGUAAAAAAACAAAAGACAAAAAAGCAGUUUAAAGUGAUUUAUUUAAAAUGUAAAGUGUUGUUUCAUUUCUCAUCUGCGGAUGAGAAUGCACUACAUCGACUGACACGAGGAAAGAGAAGAGCACUCCAAUUAUUAUGAUUAUACAGUGUACUCUAGUUUUCAGUAUAUAAGAUGACAAACUGCCAACAUCAGACACAUUUCACGUCUCUCCUCUCCAGCUUGCUUGUAUAACAUUGUGUAUAUUGCCUUAUCAAAACAGAUGUUCAUAUGAAAUAUAUGGUGCAUUACUAUGACACUGGAAUGGUUUUUUUUGUUCAGACAGACAAACAGAGGUUUAAGGGAAUAAAGAGACUCGAUACAGACAGAGCAGAACUAAUCAGUGUGACCGAGCAGUAUAGUGAGUAAGUUCCUGUUUUACGGCUGUCAAAACCUGCCAUGUUAUUCUCAUCACACACACACACACAUGCACACACGCACACACACACGCACGCACACACACACACACACACACGCACACAAACCCUUGGUCCUCACCAGCAUGAGUUGAGAGACACUGGGGCAGUGAUAAUAAUACAAUCUAUGUUGGUAACAAAGGCUGAUUAUAUGUGAGUUGGGGUGGGGUGUGUUAUAUCAGUCAAGGGGGGAAGUGUUUGAUUAAAGGCCCAACCUAAACCUCAACCCCUUGCUGGCCUCAUCCCAUCCCUUGCUAUGUGGAAUUCCAGGUGGGUCCCAGGCUAAUGACUAGAUGGCUAUAAUUACCCAGGGCUGUUGAUAGCUGGUGAUUGGACAUGGUCGUGCCACAGAGGACCUAGUGUGGGCUCCUGCUGGGACCACAUUUAAUCAAAGGCUUCUUGGCCGGCUUAUCAAAGGGAAUACUUUCCAGCAAUCUUCUCUGCCUCGGCCCCCUCUGCUAUCCAGACUCUCAGUCCAGUUCAGUCUCUGUUGCAUUCGAGCCCAGAGACUCCCGUUGACGUGAAUUCAAAGGGAUAUUGCACAUCAGUACAAACUUAAGGGAAAAAGUGGCAUGUAAACAAAAAUAAUAAAAUAACAAUUCAUUGCUAUUUUA
Messenger RNA from Pseudoliparis swirei, 2988 nucleotides. Its product is annotated as protein Wnt-2b-A. The transcript has 5 exons. Gene Ontology annotation, cellular component: extracellular region. The record is from RefSeq and is a predicted model, not a curated record. Bases 66 to 1241 code for a protein of 391 amino acids. Lineage: Eukaryota; Metazoa; Chordata; Actinopteri; Perciformes; Liparidae. Gene Ontology annotation, biological process: cell fate commitment; multicellular organism development; neuron differentiation. Gene Ontology annotation, molecular function: frizzled binding; cytokine activity.